GACUCCGGCUCACAACAGGCAAACGCAACAUGCUGUAAAAGAGGCAGGAAGGCACAUUAUCUAUAACCAGACAGCCCUGUCCCAGUUGUCUCCAUCUCCAGCGACCCAAAAUGACCAUUUCAUCCACUCUGUGGACCAUUCAGCCCUGAGGGGGGAGCUGUCACAUCCUCCAGUUGCUCUGUUUGUUCACCUGCACUGGCUUUCUGUGGCCCUGGAAGGGAGGGAGGACAUCUUUGUGCACAUCCAUCGAGGAGGAGUCUGCUGGAGGACUUCCAGUAGCUGCCUGGCCACCGCCUUCUUCCUGCUCCCCCCUCCUCCUCCUCAUCCUCCUCCUCUUCGUCCUCAGCAUCGGCUACUGCAGCAGCAGCGUCCCAGUGCCUCCUGCAUCCAUGAAGAAAGCCCUCAUGCACGGCACCUCCCCGCCACGAUGGGCCGCAAGCUAUUCACUGCGUUGAUGUGUUGAUAUUGAGAUAUUUCAGUUAUGAAAUAUGAAUCAUGCAUUUGAUAUUUCUGGCCACUUUGCUCGUCAGCAUCCUUUCGCUUUGGCUUCAUCCAUCACUAGCGUCAUCCGUUUCUCCAGGAGCAGAGGACAAGGUUGAGAGGGACGCAGUGCCACCACUGCUGGAGCAACAGGCGACUGCAGCACCUGCUACAGACAACACAACACACCAUGCAGUAGAGCAUGUGAUCACCUACCCCUCGCGGUUGAUCUACUACCUAAAUGAGGACUCAGAGAGUACCUACCAUGAUCUGGACACCCGGGCCAAGAACCAAGCCACAGAGGGCCAGGCAGUCCAUCUUGCUCAAGCCAGCUUUCAGUUAGAGGCCUUUGGCGCCAGAUUCGUUCUGGAUCUAACACUGAACACUGACUUGCUGUCUUCAGAUUAUGUUGAGAUCCACUAUGAGGACGGCAAACCUGUUCUGUCAAAGGGCGGUGAGCACUGUUACUACCAUGGCCAGGUGAGGGGGAACGAUGACUCCCGUGUGGCCUUAUCUACCUGCAACGGGCUGCAUGGGAUGUUUGACGAUGGAGUCUAUGUGUACCUAAUCGAGCCCUUACAACAGACUCAUUCAAUCGAUACAGCUGCAAGGCCUCACAAAUUAAGAAGAACAGCCACCCUUCAGUGGAACAAUGAUUCAGAGGAACAGGUGGAGGAGGAGCAGCUCUUCUCAGAGCUGGAUGACUUGUCCUGGCUGAAGCGCAGGAAAAAGCGAGCAAUGCCUCGCAGCGUAUUUGAAGAGAUGAAAUAUAUGGAGAUCAUGAUUGUCAGUGACCACAGUAUGUAUAAACGACACAAGACCAAGCAGCACACAAGGAAUUUUGCCAAGUCAGUGGUGAAUCUUGUGGAUGCUAUCUUCAAAGAGCAACUACAUACUCGUGUGGUGCUCGUCGCUGUGGAGAUCUGGACAGACAAGGAUCAGAUACCCAUCAGUGUGAAGCCACUGGAAAUGCUGCGAGAUUUCUCCAAGUACCGGCAGCAGAGCAUCAAGCACCACGCGGAUGCUGUGCACCUUUUCUCAAAUGUGACCUUCCACUAUCGCAGAAGCAGCGCAGCGUACUUCGGGGGCAUGUGUUCUGUGAGCCGUGGCGUAGGCGUCAAUGAGUACGGCGCCACCUGGUCCAUGGCAGGGUCUCUAUCCCAGAGCCUGGCUCAGAACCUGGGCAUCCAGUGGGACCCGGCAUCCAAGAGAAAGGAAUGCGGUUGUGCUGACACGUGGUCUGGCUGCAUAAUGGAGGACACUGGAGUCCAACACUCACGGAAAUUCUCCAAGUGCAGUAUCUUGGACUACAAAGAGUUCCUUUUGAAAGGUGGAGGCUCUUGUCUGUUUAACAGGCCGACCAAGCUGUUUGAGGCGACUGAAUGCGGCAAUGGAUUUGUAGAGGUGGGAGAGGAGUGUGACUGCGGAGCCAGAGCAGAGUGCUACAAGGAAUGCUGCAAGAAGUGUUCCCUCGCCAACGGGGCACACUGCAGUGAUGGCCCCUGCUGCAAUAACACAUGUCUGUUCUAUCCACGAGGGUACAGUUGCCGCUAUGCUGUGAAUGACUGUGACAUCUCAGAGACCUGCUCUGGGGACUCUGGACAGUGCCCCCUUAACCUUCAUAAACAAGACGGUUACUUCUGCCAGAUAGACCAGGGCCGCUGCUACAAUGGAGAGUGCAAGACCAGAGAGAACCAGUGUAAAUACAUCUGGGGAUCAAAGGCCGGAGGCUCGGAGAAGUUCUGCUAUGAGAAGCUAAACACAGAGGGCACAGAGAAGGGCAACUGUGGAAGGGAUGGAGAGAAAUGGCUCCAGUGUAGCAAACAUGAUGUGUUCUGUGGUUACCUGUUGUGUACCAACAUUGGCCGCAACCCACGCAUCGGAAUAAUGAAAGGAGAAAUCACUCCCACCUCCUUUAACCAUCAAGGCAGGGUGGUAGAAUGCAGUGGUGGCCAUGUCCUUUUGGAUGAUGAGACUGAUUUAGGCUACGUGGACGAUGGGACUCCCUGUGGGCCGUCAAUGAUGUGCCUUGACCGCAAGUGUCUGCCCAUUCAGUCACUCAACAUGAGCACUUGCCCUACUGGACCUAAUGGACACGUGUGCUCUGCCCAUGGGGUGUGCAACAAUGAAGCCACAUGCACCUGUGACACCACCUGGGCGGGGACAGACUGUAGCAUGCCUGACCCGCCUAAAGAGCCUGAGGCCACUCAGGACGAAGGACCCAAGGGUCCUAGUGCCACCAAUCUAAUAAUAGGCUCCAUCGCCGGAGCCAUCCUUGUGGCUGCCAUAGUGCUGGGGGGGACUGGAUGGGGCUUUAAAAAUGUGAAGAAACGGCGAUACGACCCCAACGCCACAGCCAUUUAACCCAAGGAGAGAUGGUAAUCAGAGAUGGACUCCUUCAAGGCUUCCUUUAAUGGGCUACCUGACAGCUGGACUGCACUUAUUGCUGCUGAUCUUUGGCAUUAGAUUUACUUGAAAAAGACAUAGAGGACAUUUUAACAAAUUCCAUCGUAGUGACAUUAGAAAUGCAGCCUUUUCAAACUCCACUUCACCCAUGUAACGCCCACCCCCACCCUGAUCUCUAGAAUGACAGAGCUCCUCUUCCAUUCUUUAGUGCCAGUGCACAGGCGUUCAGGCGGAAUCCACACCACUCUCUCACCUGGCAUGAUUAUCCGCACAAAGCGUGCUGCUUGCUGGCCCCUCUGGCAUGAAGAGCCCUCCCCGCAGGGCUCUGCAUGGCUACGAAAGCUAUGAAUAUACUGCAAAAAAAAAAACAUAUAAAGAGAAAAAAAAUGCAACGCAGGGAAUAACCUCAUUAAAAAGCAAACUCUGUUUUUUUAUAGAUGAUUACGAAGCAUAAAAAAGGCUUCAUGUGAGGACCCGUAAGGGCAGUGCAGACCACAUAGUGAAUGCACACACACAGGUUGCAAAAUUGUACAUAAGAGAGGAGUUCAGGUUUGGAAUUUAACAGCAUAUUUUACAAGGACAUCAAUUGCUUUUGUUUUUUAUCUAAGCAUGUUGUAUAGCGGGUGUUUUUGGCAAUGUUAUUGAAAAAACUGCAAUUGUGAUUCGGGCCAAAAUCGUAACCGCACGCUGCACAGACUGCGAAGGUUACGCAGCUGUGGUGUCGAGGAGAAGCAUGUCAGUUCUAGAGGGAUUCAGACUGAGAUCAGGACAAUUCAACGUCACAAUAUUUCCCCAACCCCCCCGCCCCCACCCCGCAGUGUUUUCAACAGUGACUCAAAAGCCAAAGAACCAAUCACCCUGAACAUAUGGAUGUUGUUGCACACAGAGCACUUUCCCCUCUGUCUGCAGCCAGUGGUGCCUCUCCUACUGCUGAGGGCAUGAAGUCUGUCCAUGCAGGCGCUCACCUGUCCAGCCAGGUCUCACUUAACAGUCCUCAUCAACACCCACUAUACCCAGCUUAGCCUUUUGCUCUCAUAAACUCUUAGUAGAAGUCAAGUUCAGCUCUACUGGUAACGCUGCAUGCAAUCACUAUAGUGGGCUUAUAAUUCUAUAUGGGAGCCCCCAAAAAUCCGCAAGAAAAAUAUACUACAAAAGAUAGGUGCAUGUCAACAACAAAACAUUUAACUUUUAUUUACUAUGCAAAGAGAGAUAUUGCACAAAAGUAUGGGUAAUAAUGAUAUCAACAUAGACAUGGAAUUACAGAAACCUCCGCUAAUCAGCUAAACUUUUGUAUUUGGCCACUCCCACGUCUCGUUUCAUUUCGCUUCAACGUACUCAAACUACGAAUGGACAAAUAUAAAAAAGAACUGGAUUAAUAUUUACAACGAAAAGCGAGAGAGCACCUUUUCUUUUACAUUUGUGGAACUGAAAAUCAUUUUUGUGUGUUUUUUCAUCCAAUCGAUCUGAUAUUUUUAAUCACACACAUGCACACAAAUACACAAACACACACACUGUAUGGUGCCUGUACAUAUUGAGGCCUGAACAGUUUCCUUGUGCAGGGCUAUUAUUUCCAGUCCAGCUGAUAGUUGGUGUGUUCCAGGUGCUGCCAUAGCACUGGCAUUGUUGUAAUCCUCCAUGUUACUCAUCGUCUGGUGUCCCUCUCUCACUGCAUCAUGUACAGUUGGACCGAUGAAUAAACUACAGACAAAUUUUA
Thunnus maccoyii (southern bluefin tuna) is the source of this 4600-nucleotide messenger RNA. RefSeq names its product disintegrin and metalloproteinase domain-containing protein 23 (gene adam23b). Lineage: Eukaryota; Metazoa; Chordata; Actinopteri; Scombriformes; Scombridae. Gene Ontology annotation, cellular component: presynaptic membrane. The transcript has 28 exons. Gene Ontology annotation, molecular function: metalloendopeptidase activity. Bases 496 to 2844 code for a protein of 782 amino acids. The record is from RefSeq and is a predicted model, not a curated record. Gene Ontology annotation, biological process: proteolysis.